AUCUUGCCAGACCUCUCCAUCACACUAUAUAAAAAUCCCACCUUUUUCCCAAUUUCUCUUCAUUAGCGAAGCUGUGAUUACCGAGAAUGUGCGGAGGAGCGAUAAUCUCCGACUAUAUCCCGCCGGCGAGGUCCCGCCGGCUGGCGGCAGAGAUCCUGUGGCCGGAUCUCGAGAAGAAUAACAAGGCGAGCGGGUUUAAGAGCUGGGAGUGGGAGUUCGAUGAUGAUUUCGAAGCUGAUUUCCAGCAGUUCAUUGCUGAGCCCGAGGUGAAGGAGAAGGAGAAGAAGGCAAUGGGGAUUGGAGUAACCAAGCCAAUUUCUUCCUUCCAACUCUCUAAAGUUCCAUUCUCUCAUGAGGCAGUGGCUAUUCCUCUGAAGCCGAAAAAGUUGGAUGAACCUUUGAAGAAGCCUGCUGAAAGAAAGAGGAAGAAUCUAUACAGGGGAAUUCGUCGGCGUCCUUGGGGCAAAUGGGCAGCUGAAAUCAGAGAUCCCCGUAAGGGUUCUCGUGUCUGGCUUGGGACAUUCAAUACUGCUGAAGAAGCCGCACGGGCUUAUGAUGCAGAAGCUCGUAAAAUCCGAGGUGAUAAAGCAAAGGUUAACUUCCCUGAAGAAGCACCCCUGAGCACUGAAAAGUUCACACCAAAAGCAAUCCCAUCUCAGAUGCCAAAACUCGAUGGAUCUUUCAACUGUGUGAAGAAUCCUGUGGAUGGCUUGCACUCUACUGAAUUCUCUGACCAGAAGUACGAGGUGGCUCAAUCAGACUUCCUGAAUGCCUACUCUCUGAUGAAGCCACAAAUGAAUGUUCAGUCUGGUUUUAGUUUUGAGCAAGACAUAAAGUCCACAGAGAUAACACCAGUUUGUGCUGCUAACACAGUUAAAAGCAAUGAAUCACCGGUCUGUGAAGAUGUUAAUCCUCAUAAGAAACUGAAGAAUAAUUACGGCGAGGCGGUGCCUGCUGAAGAAAGUACUGAGCUUGAAUUCUAUAUGAAGUUCCUGCAAAUGCCUUGCAUCGACGGAAACAAGAGUGAGUCUAUCGAUAACAUUUUCAGCAACGUGGCCGCCCCUGAGUAUGGAGGAAAUGAUGUCGAUCUUUGGAACUUUGAUGACCUGCCGAUGAUAAGCAGCAUUUUCUGAAGAAUUUUACUGUCAUGCAGCUAGUGUUCUGUACAUAAAAUUAAAGUUGGUAAAACUUAAAGCUGGAGAUGUUUGAAUUAGUAUUGUUAUUGUCUUCUCAUUAUGUUGUUGUUGUUGUUGUUGUUGUUGUUGUUGUUGUAGAGACUUGUUGAAUUCAAUGAAUAGAUGGUUUUUGCUGAACUAGAUAUCAA
Messenger RNA from Dioscorea cayenensis subsp. rotundata (Guinea yam), 1324 nucleotides. Its product is annotated as ethylene-responsive transcription factor RAP2-12-like. The record is from RefSeq and is a predicted model, not a curated record. Gene Ontology annotation, biological process: ethylene-activated signaling pathway; regulation of DNA-templated transcription. The transcript is spliced from 2 exons. Gene Ontology annotation, molecular function: DNA binding; DNA-binding transcription factor activity. Bases 87 to 1133 code for a protein of 348 amino acids. Lineage: Eukaryota; Viridiplantae; Streptophyta; Magnoliopsida; Dioscoreales; Dioscoreaceae.